Trematomus bernacchii (emerald rockcod) is the source of this 2701-nucleotide messenger RNA. It is a transcript of the gene ccdc191, whose product is annotated as coiled-coil domain containing 191. Gene Ontology annotation, molecular function: phosphatase binding. Lineage: Eukaryota; Metazoa; Chordata; Actinopteri; Perciformes; Nototheniidae. The record is from RefSeq and is a predicted model, not a curated record. The transcript is spliced from 17 exons.
AUGACAUCCCCAGGUCCCAACCCUCACCUGUUCAGGUGGAGGAGGCUUGGCGAGAGUAAAACUGCAGACAAGAUGCAUGAUGCGAAGAUAGACGAUAUCGAUCAAUGGAGGAAGCGCGUGGAGGCUGCUUCAGAGUUUGCUGUAUCUGAAGUCUUCACCCACAAGAAACCUCAUUCAGGGAAGAAGAGCCGAGUUGAAUCUCUACAGAGCUCUGAGCAGUUAAGAGAUCAUGAUGACGCUUAUAGUGAAGCUCAGGCUCUGCUCGCUAAUUGGCUGAACAGCAAGCUGCGUGUGGAGCUGGAGGUGGAGGAGGACGAUGACCUGAGGUGCUCCGGUGAGAGGAGAAGCCCUGAUAGUUCUCCGCCUGCCGCCCUGAACCACAGCAACUUUGAUGAUCUGUAUAACUGCCUGGCGGAGGAGGAAGAGCACAGUGCUGUGAACAGCUUCCUCCAGGACCUGAUGGAGCAGGAGCUGUUGGACUCUGAGGUGAUGGAGGAACUGGUUCUGGAUGUUGGACAAACAAGGAAGAAGUUCAGAAACCCAAUCGUCUCCAUGGAAGCUCGACAGCUGCAGGUGCGAGAGAACAGAGCGAGGCGGGAGGCAGAGAGGCUGAGGCAACAGAGAGAGGGGGAGGCUCUGCGGGAGGCCAGAGGGGAGGCGAGGAGGAGGGAGCGAGGCGAUGAGGCGAGGAGGAGGCAGCAGGAGGAGAAGCUGCAGCAGGAGAUGGUGAGGCUGCGGCGGCAGAGGGAGGAGCGGAGAGGCCUGGAACAGCUGGUUCGACAGAGAGAAAGGGUGAGGGUGGAAGGGCAGAGGGGAGCCAGGAGCCUCCAGCCUGCUCCUCCACUGCCCACAAAACAGCUGCUGCACGACACAGAGCGGCGGUAUCAAGAAAAGAAAAUUCAAGCCAUGAUUGACAUGCGUAGUCUCAAGUGUUUGCAGAGGCAUUUCUCUGGAUGGUAUUCAGUGGUGUUGGACAGAAGGCUGCGGUUAGGGAAGGUCACGGCCCUCUGUGACUGGAAGCGACAGCUGAGAGCCUGGCGGGCGUGGCGGGCCGUGCUGUGGGCGGGAAAACAUCAGCGAGCGGUGACCAGAACAGAGGAGGAUCUACGAGCUCAAAACAGGCAAGAAGUUCACAGAAAUCACUAAUUGAUGGUUUCCUCCAGACAAUGCCAGCUGGCUGUGGAGAGUGACCGCAGGCGGCUGCUUUGGAGAUGUCUGAAUGAUUGGCAGCUCUGGUGUCGGAUGGAGAAGGAAAAACGAGAGCUUUUGGCCCAGCAGCAGGAGACCCGGAGCAAGAUGGCUGCCUUAAUAAAUGCUGCAUCAACAGGCAAACUCAAGGCCAAAGAGAGCCCAACUUUUCAGCCAAUCAUGGAGCCACAAGCGGAACAUAAACAACCGGGGAUCACCGAGAAGGAAGGUCACCCCAGGUCAAAAACGUUGGCCCCAGACGACUCUUCCGUACAUCGAAAUCAGACGCCUGUGGGUGUUCAAGCUCAGCCGUGGCAGGCGACCCGACGCCACGCAGCACCCUCGGCCUCAGAGCUCCACGGCAGCUUCUCCGGGUCAAAAAGUGCAGCGGCGUCGGGCAGCAGGUUCGAGAACAGACACGCCGUGCAGCAGCAGAUCAUCAGCCAACAGAGGAGGCUUCUGAAGGAGCAGCAGGAGCAGAUCUCACGGCUGAGGGACGAGCAGAGCGUGGCGGAGCUGGAGCUGGAGAUGGAGAAAACUGCACAGCUCACACAGCUAGUAAUGACAGCAGAAUCCAGACCAAAGAGCAACCACUCUGAGCCCACAGAGCAGAGGUAGGCCCAUGGAGAAAUGACACUGAGGACGACUGAAGAACCCGUCAGCCUCUCCUCAAAGAAGGCCGUCAGGCAGCAGACUCGACCCUGUCAAAUCAUCACGGCCAUGGAGGAGCGUGCACGCCAACGCGAGGAGAGAAGGAAGGACAUCGAGGAACUCAGGCGAAAAAAGGAGAAUGAAAAACUGGCUGAGAUGAAAGCCGCCGAGGAGCAGAGGCAGCGGGAGGAGGAGGAGGAGAAACGCCACGCAGCGGAGAGGAAGAGGGACGAGAGAAGACAGGAACGAGAGAGGGAAGAGGAGAAACAGAGGCAGCUGAAAAGGCAACAGGAGCUCCUCUCUAUCGCCCGUCAACACUACCUCAAAAACCUGCUGCUGCGGCGAGGCCUGGCGCCAUGGAAACGCUUCAUUCAGCUCCAACGGGCCAACGUAAAGCUGGCCGACACUCAUCACAAUCUCUCCCUCCUGAGGCGGAGCACACUGCGCUGGCAGCAAUCAGCUAGAGAGUCCUCGUCUCAGAAAGAAGCUCGCGCUGACCGACUGCACCGGCACUUUCUGCUUCGGAGGAGCUUAAGUCGCUGGAAAAGACUGAUGGACUGGAGGAUGAUCCAGGAGGAGAGAGCCGAGCGUUUCCACCGCGCUCGCACUCUGAGGAGGUUUCUGCUGGCGCUGCUGGACCAUGUGACCCAGGAGAGGCUGCUGCAGAGGGACCGUCAGGAGCACAAUGACAGACGGGUGCUGCGGAGAUGUUUGCAGGCCUGGAGGCAGCUUCCCUGUCUGCAGCGCAGGGAGAGGGUGAGGGAGGAGAGGAGGGAGAAGCUGGGACGAAGAGUGGCUGCCAUCUUGCCCGACUUCUGCUCACAUCCGCUGUGAAGCCUCCGGGAGAAACACACACUUAAGA